AUGGCGUCGACUUCAACAACUAAUCAGGACACCUUGGUCACUCUCAAGAUCAACAUCGAGGGCAGCAACCGCCGAUUCAAGCUCCCUCUUCGUGAUCUCGGAGCCAGCACCCUCCCGGAUAAGCUCCGCUUCCUUCUUGCCAUCCCACCCACCUCCGAAGCUAUCUUCGAGCGUUACUCCGACAGUGCCGCAGCCUUCGUUGUCCUCGACCCAAACAACACCUCGGUCUACAAGCAACUCUACCGUGCCGCGAAGGCGAAGCUAAAGCUUCGUCUCAAGGUCACUAUCAAGGACAAGGAGCCCGUCAUGCCAAAGCCUGCUACCGUCGAGGACGAGGAGCCCAACCCAGUCAGCCCCGUUGACGACAAGCCAGUCUUGCCUGAUAUUCCUUCUUUCCAAAGCUUCAAGAUGCCCGGCUCAACCGAAUCUCAAGACGUUCUGGACGCUCCAGAACCAUCAUCUACCGCCAGUUACUCUGAGAAGACAAUCUAUCCCGGCUCUGUUGCCGAGAUCCAGCGUGGGUUCGAGGAACUCCUCAUCAACCAACCUCGAUCCAGCAUCACUAGCACAACCAGCGUCCCACCGAUGGCUCCUUGCUGCAGUCAGUUCAAGCGAGAGGUCCCCAGCAUGUUCCAUCACAAGGAGGUUCCGAGAAUGAACAACUGUUCGAGCACUGAGAUCCCUGUUACUCGUGGCACUGCUGCUCGGGACAAGUGGUUUGCAGAGUUGGCUGGAUUGUCCAAUGAACGCCAACAAGCCCACACAAGCACAAUCGGACCAUCUGUUCCAGUUCAGACCGCCAGCAUAUUCUCCGUUUACUGCAACAACUGCAGUGAAUCUAUCCCAGAUGAGCACUAUCAUUGCAGUACCUGCGAUGAUGGCGACUAUGACCUCUGCCAAACCUGUGUCAAUGGGGGCGUCCUUUGCGGUGGCGAGGAUCACUGGAUGAUUAAGCGUUUUGUUAAAAAUGGAAAGGUCAUCAACAGCACCACCGAGACAAUUGCACCAAAGCCAGUGGCAUCUGAGCCAAAGGCCGCACCAAUCAUCCCAGAAGACUUGCAAGUUCCAGUUGCUACUCGCACCUGCAAUUCUUGCAUCCAAGAACUCUCCGAGGAGAACUUUGUCACCUGCGCCACCUGCCCUGACUAUGAUCUCUGCAUUCCUUGCCACAUUGGCAUGCAGCAUGGCCACCACCCAAAGCAUGCAUUCGAACCUGCUGUUGAGGAGACCCAGCUUGAUUUCAUUGCCAAGACCCUGCUCGCUCCAGGUCGUAACAUUGGCCACAAUGCAAUCUGUGAUGGAUGUGAUAAGUACAUCUAUGGCGUGCGUCACAAGUGCCUUGACUGCCCUGAUUGGGACUUCUGUGCAUCUUGCAUUCCCAAUGCCAACUUCAUCCAUGCUCGCCACCGAUUCGUACCAAUUUACGAACCCCUCAAUGAUCUUGCAUCACUGUCCAGAUCUUUCACCAACAAGGCCCGCCAUCACGGCAUCUACUGUGACGGCCCUCUUUGCAACCAAAACAAUGGUGUUCAAUCCUACAUCAAGGGAGACCGAUACAAGUGUGCUGUUUGUCACGAUACUGACUUCUGUGCUUCGUGUGAGGCCAGCCCUUCAAACCCACACAACCGCACUCACCCUCUCAUCAAAUUCAAGACACCGGUCCGCAACGUCAGUGUCACAACUUUGGGAGAUCACGAGGAUGGUCAACGUAUGCCGGUUAUGGGUGACCGUAUCGCUCGUGGCCGCACUACAUCCAAGUCCACUGAGACUACACCAUCUCAGUCAGCAAAUGCUGCCACUCAAGUGCAGACCGUUGCUGAUCUCCAGCCAACCGAGCCACUAAAGGCCGAGGAGACUAAGGAGGAGAAGGUUCCCGAAGUCAAGGUUGAGGAGGCCAAGGAGCUUCCCGCUGCAGCUGUCCCUGAGGAGUUAGUUGCUUACUUCGUUCGUGAUGUUGUUGCUGAUGGCACUGUCCUUCCACCCAACAACGUCUUCGAGCAGACCUGGUAUCUUCGCAAUGGUGGUAACACUUCUUGGCCCGCUGGAUGCACAGUCAAGUUCGUUGGUGGUGACAACAUGUGUGCUGUUGACCCCCAGCACCCCGCCAGUGUUCACGAGCUUGUUUCCGCUGCUGAGAGCACUACUUGCUACACUGAAGUUGCUCCGGGCCAGGAGGCCGGCUUCACAGUCUUAAUGAGAACUCCAAACCGUGCUGGCAACUUCAUCUCUUACUGGCGCCUCACUGGCCCGGACGGCAACAAGUUUGGCCACAGACUGUGGUGUGAUGUCAAUGUCAAGGAGCCAGCUCUAGUUGUCAAGGAAGAGCCAACAGAAGCUAAGGUUGAGUCCGAAGGCAGCCAGAUGGUCUUCCCCAAGCUUGAGAAGGAAUCGCCAACGACCAGCAUUCACGAGGAACUUCCAGCCAUCCCUGACACCUCUGAAAUUGAGGAGGACGCCGAGGAAUUCGAGGACUUCGUCGAGGAGACGCUCGAGGAUGAUGAGACUGAGGACGGCUUCAUGACCGAUGAGGAAUAUGACAUUCUUGAUGCUAGCGAUGAGGAGUACCUCGCUGAGCAGGAGAAGGCUACCAAGAAGUGA
Hyaloscypha bicolor E is the source of this 2598-nucleotide messenger RNA. RefSeq names its product putative next to BRCA1 gene 1 protein. The coding region runs from base 1 to 2598 and encodes 865 amino acids. The record is from RefSeq and is a predicted model, not a curated record. Gene Ontology annotation, molecular function: zinc ion binding. Lineage: Eukaryota; Fungi; Ascomycota; Leotiomycetes; Helotiales; Hyaloscyphaceae. The transcript is spliced from 4 exons.